AUCGUUCAACACCCACUCUGGUCUCCCUUUUAUCCCUUUUCCGCGUUGCUAUACACUCUGACAGAUAGCUGGCUGUUUGUAUCUUCACUAAGCUCAUACCGGAGCAAGCGAGCUUCAACUACUGGCCUGGCUACCAGUGGCGACUUCAAGUUGCUCGAGCAUUCCACGCAAGGCUGGAUACGAGGCAUCAACUAGGGAAUGAAUCGCCGGAGGACAAAUAAAUCUGCAAAGGUUCCGAACGUAAAGUUACGGCCAGCAGCUCCGGCAGAUCGGACGAGCAAGACUCACGAAGAUGCACCACCCUUAUGGACCCGUGAUAUGGGGUUUGACCCGGACGAGGAGGCCAGCACUGUGGACUUGUGCCCGAGGCCUUUCAAAGGAGUGGUCGUGUGCGCUACGGGUAUAGAGGAUAAGACAACUCUGUUCAAGCAAGCUUUGGAGCUUGGAGCCCUCGCAACUGGCGACCUCACAGACAGAGUCACACAUUUAGUUGCCGUCGACCCAGGGAGCGCAAAGUACAGAUGCGCACUGGAGAACAGAAUCCCGAUCAUGCGCUCAUCUUGGAUUACUGAGAGUUUUGAUGUCUGGCUCAAGGGUGACGAUGUAAAUUUGCAUGCGAGCAUCGAGAGGCACCGCCUUCCUGUUUUCACUGGUGUCGUGCUCUGCCUUUCCGGUAUCGACGACGUGGAACGCCGCACGGAGAUCAACCGGCUUGUCACAAAGAACGGAGGCAAAUACGUCAAGAACAUUGAGCGUCCCGUGAAGGUGACGCACCUCGUCUGUGGGAGUGCGAACGAGGACCAGACGGAGAAGAUGAAGUAUGCAGAGAAGUUCAAUCAGAGGGGCGAGUCGAAUAUCCAGAUCGUCUGGGAAGAGUGGUUCUGGGAUUCGUUGGACUUCGGAGGGAGGUUCGAUGAAUCGGCAUAUAAAGUGUCUAAUCCUCGCCCCCAGCGGAAGUCGCUACCAGAACGUGCGACCCCUCCUCCGCCGUCGUCCUCCCCGCCCUCCCCCCAGCCGCACAGUUCACAGUCUUACCCGCAACAUGAGAAGAACAAUAGUGCCGACUUGCUCGCAGCCGCGACGAACGACGAAGAGGAGGUCGCCUCGGCACGGCGCGUGCCCGCAGAGAUGCUCGCCAUCUGGGGCAACCUACUCAAGCCGCGGGGCUUCGAGGUGCAGUCGGGGCGGCUCGUCCGUAGCCCGGGAAAGUCGCAGGUGCAACAGCCUUCGAGCGGCGCGGAGUCGCCUAUCAGGGCGAGGUCGCAGCGCUUGGGCAUCGAGGACGAGCAGCUGAGGAAGGGGCGGUCGACGAGCGCGCUCGCGUUGUCGUCCUUCAAGCGAGCGAACUCAUUUGCACCUGUGGGUAAAGACAAGGAUGCCGCUGCUGUCAGGCAGCCGUUCAAGCGGACAGCUCUGGGACCCCAGACAUCUUUCCUUGCCCAUCCGUCAGGGUCUUCCUCUAGGGCAGGUCCGUCUCGACCAGCAACGAAUGUCACAGAUGACAAAGGCAAGGCGAGAGCAGUAGACGGUUCGGAAGAGGAAUCGAACAAUUCGACCCUGUUCAAGGGCCUGAGAUUCCGUGCUCUGGGCGAGGCUCAAGGACCGAGUGUCAAGGGCGCUAUCAAGGAAUGCGGGGGAACACUGGUCAGUGAGCUAGACGAAGACGUCGACUUCAUUAUCGUACGGUUGGUCAGUGGGAGCAACUUCUUCCGACAGGAGGGUGACGAGGACGAGCGCAGGAAGUAUAGAACAGAGUGUUGGCUCGAGCGAUGUAUAUUUGACGAGCGAAUAUGUCUGCCCGAAGAACACGUUGCGUUCCUCCCCUUAAGCAUACCAAUCCCUGUAGACGGCGCCGAGCGGAUUGUGCUCAGCUACUCAGGUCUGGACCAAUCCGAAGCAUGCUGGGUACGAAGGCUAUCCAGGGCACUCGGCAUCACCGUCGCGCCCAACUUCUCUCGUCAUUCAACGCACCUGCUCUGUCCAAGCCGAACGGGCGCCAAGGCAGAGAAAGCUGUCGAAUGGGACGUGCCGGUCGUGGAUAUGACGUGGCUCGCAGCGAUCGCGAAUACAGGCAGUCUAUCUCCCGCACAACAUGGAACAGACUCUGCACAAGGACCUUUGCUAGAACCCGAGACCGAGCCGGCGGAGAUGGACUGGGAUGUUGUGCCGCCCGAGGUAGAUCGUAAAGGCAAAGGAAAGGCGAAAGCCGACUUGGAGGACACCAUGUCUGACAUCACAAACGGUGUCUCCUGUGGUCAGUUGGAAAACAUAACUGCUGCCAAUCAUCGGCGUGUUGCUGAGUUCGCCACCACAGAUGCAGACGCAGCUUCGUCAGGCGUCGAAUCAUUUGGGAAGCCCAACGGACUUCUCGACGAGAGCUGGAAACCACCAUCCACACCACCCCCUCCAAGCCGAACGUCCAGCGGCCUCGCCCACUCCGCCGCCGCCGACUCCGCGCAUUCUACCCAAGUCCUCGUCAAAGAUAGUCGCGCACCUUCAAUAGCGAACAUCCAGCCACUACCACCGACACAACGAGUGCCUUCCUCCGAGUCGCCCUCGCCGCUGAAGCACCCCGGAAGCACCCCUGGCAGCGUGCCGGCGUCGCCUACCAAGCCCGCAAAAAGCCCCGCGCUGGCGUUGCCGGAAAGUAUCGCGUCGUUGUUGGGCAAACGGCCCUCUACGGAGGAUGAGGGCUCGGACAAAGCUGCGCCUUCUCGAGCCGGCAAGCGGGCCAGACCCCCGUCUAAGACAAAGUCGUUGUCCUUCACGAACCCUGCUGCUGGUGCUGGCGCAGGGCCGGACCAGCUCGACGGCUUCGGCCCGGAGGUCCUUGCCACACCCGAAACGAUGAGUCUCGCAGACGCACAGGCCGCAGGCCGGAGCAUGCAUGUUGGCUAUGACGAUCCGGGGCAGCACGCGGAGAAGAAGAAGCUGCUGAAGCUGCUGACCAGCCAGAAGAAGAAAGAGAUCUGGGACGUCGACGAUGAUGAGGUGGAGGUUGUGCAGGCUGAGUUGACGACGAAGCCUAGGAAAGGACCAGCGCCGAGGAGGAGAGGUGCUAGAGCCCCUGGAUAUUGAUCUCAUCGAAGUCGGACGGUCGCAUUUACUGGAUCAUCUAUUGGAGCAAUAUGUAUUGUAGUCAUACUGAGCAGCCUUAUGCGCCUCCCUGGCAGGAGGAUAACGACAUGUAUAAUGAAUUGGA
Rhodofomes roseus is the source of this 3202-nucleotide messenger RNA. RefSeq lists its product as uncharacterized. The record is from RefSeq and is a predicted model, not a curated record. NCBI's taxonomy places the organism in Eukaryota, Fungi, Basidiomycota, Agaricomycetes, Polyporales, Fomitopsidaceae. Gene Ontology annotation, biological process: mitotic DNA replication checkpoint signaling; mitotic G2 DNA damage checkpoint signaling; DNA replication initiation. The transcript has 11 exons. The coding region runs from base 199 to 3078 and encodes 959 amino acids.